Messenger RNA from Cuscuta europaea, 346 nucleotides. The record is from the annotation of a GenBank genome assembly. NCBI's taxonomy places the organism in Eukaryota, Viridiplantae, Streptophyta, Magnoliopsida, Solanales, Convolvulaceae.
GGAGGAGCUGAUUCGCGACAAGGACGCUGCCCUUCGGGAGGUGUGCAAGUUGGAGGAUGCCCUUCGGCAAGCGGAGCUGCGGCUGAAGGAGGCCAGAGAAGACGGGAAGGCCGAGGGCAGGGCUGAGGCCGAGAGGGUUGCGGCCGAGGAGAGAAAACAAGCUGCCGAGGACGCCGAGAAGGCCAAAGCUGAAGCUGCUGCCAAAGCCCGAGAAGAGGCCAUUGCUGGGUUCACCUCCGAGGGCUGGAAAGCCGAGGGCCAGAGCGAGUGGGUGGCUUCUGUGGUGAAGGCCUCGAUCGAGGAGUGGGUGAGGGGCCCCGGGCUCGACUGGAUGAAUGAGAGGGGU